AACAUAAAAAAUGUCAAAAUUGUAGCACCAACAUUCGUGUAUCAUAACAAACAAUUUGGUCCAGAAAUUCGUUUCUUCUGCGAUUGUUUACGGAAAUUUCCUGUUAUCUCCGCUUACAAUGGUGGUCCCGGCAACAACUUCCCGCGAUUCGGUGCUGGAGCUGAUGCAGCAUAAGGAAAACAUCGAACGGAACAUCAACGAGCAGGGUCAAAUCCUCCGGGCGAACAAAAUUGGUAUGGACGAUCCACUAGUAGACGGCUCGGGUUUCCCCCGGAAUGACAUUGAUGUAUACCAGGUUCGGCAAGCCAGACAUCGCAUCAUCUGCCUUCAGAACGACCUUAAGGCGCUGAUGAAGCAAAUCGAGUCUGGGCUUCAUAGGGUUCAUGCCGAAUCGGCCGACCAGCAGCGGGAAAAUCUAGCUUCCACCAAGCUGCAAGCCAUGGAUAUCGAGGAUGGUACUUCCUCCUCAGGCGCUAUUCCGUCGCCAAGGCUGGCCACGUUGCGACCCAUCGCUAAAGUUAACGUCGUCAGCGAAGGGUCACCCGCACAGGAAGCGGGCAUAGCUCUGCGUGACGAAAUUGUCGAAUUUGGAACGAUUAAUUCUAACAAUUUUAAGGAUCUGUCCCAGAUUGCGAUGGUGGUCAGAAGUUGUGAAAACAAAACCGUGCUGGUGAAAGUUCGACGCGAGGGCCGAUUGCUGGAGCUGGUUUUGACCCCGAAAUCCUGGACCGGUCGAGGGUUGUUGGGAUGCAAUAUUGUGCCAUUGGACUCGAUUGAACGUUGAGAAUUUUGGAGCGUUCUUUUUCUAGAUUAAGUAGCAGAUUUACAUUUGUGGUCUGGUAUAUUAGUUAUCGUUUUAUUCCCUCCAGAUUACCGAGGACUAAAUUUUUGUCUUUCAUUUCCUUUUUUUAUCUAGGUAUUUUGGAAUUCAAUAAAACGUGAGCAAUAUCUGCACAUAAUGACAA
This is a messenger RNA of Uranotaenia lowii, 965 nucleotides long. RefSeq names its product 26S proteasome non-ATPase regulatory subunit 9-like. Gene Ontology annotation, cellular component: cytoplasm; nucleus. Bases 119 to 784 code for a protein of 221 amino acids. Gene Ontology annotation, molecular function: protein binding. Gene Ontology annotation, biological process: proteasome regulatory particle assembly. The transcript has 3 exons. Lineage: Eukaryota; Metazoa; Arthropoda; Insecta; Diptera; Culicidae. The record is from RefSeq and is a predicted model, not a curated record.